AUGAGCAGGAAGGUUGGUAGAAUGGGAAAUAAGGGGUCCAGGAGUCGAGUAAGUGAUCACGUCGCUAUACCAUGUUCAUCAGCUCCGGUGCCAACCAUAAAAGUUACUCGCUCUUCUCUGGAAUGGCCCGACAGUCCAAAGCCCAAUGCUCCACCGCCUACACCAAUGUCCGAAAGAAGUAUCGUUGCGGACAGUCACCUGCCAGCCGAACAGACUACUACUCCAAUAGUGAACGGCUACUGUGAUUACGACGCAAGAGAGACGAUGGUGCUAGCAGGUACUCCACCGCCAGAUCGACCUCCACCACCCCCACCCGAUGACGAUGUGCCGUACGAUGGCUUCGAAAACAUGGUUUCAUCGGGGUACUCGGAUCAACUAUUGCCUUCACUGCCACCUACGCCUGCACCAAGAACUGGCUUCCCCGUUAUCAAAAGAAACAUUAUUUACGCAAAGGACCGGAUUGCAAAGUUUGACCCACUGAGUACUGUAGAACGUCAGAAGAAUUACAAAGAUUCAAGGCGAAGCGAUGCGUAUUCCACUGAUACUGGAAAGAUGUCUUUUCCUUCGAAAUACACUCCGUUGACAGAAUCCAGCACGGCCACAGUUACCUCGACGACCUACGAUGAAUACCCUAUUUACAAUCCUGUGAUUGACUACAACUUCAAAACUGGCAUGUCAUUUCAGCAGGGAGUAUUCCCAAUCGAUACUACACGCACAAACAUCGGAUUUUGUGGAAGACAGGGAUCUGGCAAAUCCUCGCUUAUCAAUGCAUUGAGAGGUCUAACAAUGUCCGAUCCGCAAGCAGCAGGUCGGACGGCUUGCACACAGAUGGAGCCUUACAGAUUUAUGGAAGAGGAGCUGCAGCAUAUUGUAUUGUGGGAGAUACCGUACCCACGAGCGUUUGCAUCCGUUACCGAUGUUUACGAUAGGAACAUGCGUUUUGAACGAUUGUACGAAUCUCACAAGCUAAAUCUGUUUCGUCACAUCUUUUUGCUUGUGGCUGAUGGAGCUCCUCAUGACGACGAUAUUUCCAUUGCAAAAAUCAUUCAUUCACGACGAACUCCGCUUACGAUGCUUCUCACGAAGGCCGACGACGAUCUUGACGCUGAGUCAAGAGAAAUGGGCCGCUCUAUUGAUACCUCGCUAAGAAACGAAUACGAAUCGAGAGCUCGCAACGUCUUUAUGAAGUCGUUGAUGACUAAGGCGCAAAUACUUACCUCAACGGAGCUGCUCAUAAUUAGUAGCCCUGUUGUUAAGAAUCUAGUCAGUGGAACUAUAGGUUAUUUGCAUUACAAAAUUGACGAGGACAAACUGCUGGAACUGGUGAACAUUCGCCCUGGAUGCCAUUAUAGUUUAGAAAAUAAGCUAAGAAAGAAUAGAGAAGAAGCGGAGCACAUCCGAAACAAUAAUGCCUUGGAUCGCACUGGCAAGGAUCUUCCCCAUUCGAGGAAAUCAUCGAGUGAUCGCACGCCGGCCUUGUUCCAUCCUCGCCAUAUUGAAAAAUCUACCGUACUGGCCGAUGCCGGCUUCGAAAUACUGUACGGAACAGAUGAUCGGGUUUUCGGUAAUCUUGAACCAAAGUCGACAGCUCGCCGGGCAGGCAGGACAGCGCUAAACUAUGGUUUUAUUGGUGGAUCAGGUGUUGGGAAGUCGGCGGUGAUAAAUGCAAUGAGAGGAAUGUCUAUCAAACAUCCGCUCGCUGCUGGAAAGAAACGUGCAAAACGUGGCCAAUGCGAACGCUUUGAGUUUGAUGAUGAAAUUCUCAAAUACGGCGUAACUCUGUGGGAGCUUCAUUACCCGAAGAAGAUUAGCGCUUACUUUGAAUUUAUCGAUCGUCACAGAGUGGCCAGUUUCACCGCCCUAUUCGUUCUCAUCGAAGGCACACCUUCGGACGAAGAUCUCUCAUUCUCGAAGAUUGCGUAUCGCAGAAACGCUUCGAUAGUGUUCUUAUCGUCCAAAAGUGAUCGUAAGUUAGACGCGCGAAGUCGCAGUGAUGAAAUUCCUGUGUGCGACCUUCUGAAGCAGCGUUUCGUCGACAAAGGAUUGGCUCGAUUCGACGCAACACUCGCGGCAAGUGCACCGGAGCUGUGUGGAAGGGUGCACAUCUUCUUUGUUAGCGCACCUGCAUUCCGAGCGUUAAGGAAUGGUGAUGCUCACGGAAUGCAAUAUAUCUUACAUGAACGAGCUGUGUUCGACUUUUUGAAGCAGAAACGCAUCGUAGCCGAUCUACUCGACUCACCGGAGGAGUACAAGGAGGGCUUGCAUGCGAACGUUAACUAUGACACAGCUGGAGUAACAGUAGAUAACUCUUAGUACGCGAUUUUUUUCCUGUCCAUUUUCUCUCGACAUUCAUAGAGAAACCGUUUAUGUUGUGUUUGGUACGCUAGCUUUAAUAUCUAUGAUUACAUAUAUACGAUUAUUACUAUUUGUCAUUAGCAUCGUAUUUUGACAUUCAUUUCAUGAUUCAUAAUUUAUAAUGAAUUGAUCGAAAAUUAUUUGUGCAUAGGCAGCUAAUAUUUCAUAGGAUCAUUUAUUAUUUCUAGCUUAACAGAAGAUUCUAUUUAUUGGUAUGCAUCAGUAUCUGCUCACUUGUUUAUUUUGUAUGGAAAUCUUGCAUGCAAUAUCGCAGCAUUGAGAACGC
This is a messenger RNA of Cylicocyclus nassatus, 2641 nucleotides long. NCBI's taxonomy places the organism in Eukaryota, Metazoa, Nematoda, Chromadorea, Rhabditida, Strongylidae. The record is from the annotation of a GenBank genome assembly.